AUGGGCGUUGCCUCAUCCGACUUCUCCCUCACUUCAGAGUCUCACAGGUCGAUCACUGCGGAAUAUAUCCCAGCUCGAACUGGGAUCCUAUCAGUUGUGCCCAAGGCAUGGGUCCCCUAUGGUGAGCUCAUCCGCAUCGACAAGCCUACUGGGACAUAUUAUCUAUUUUUCCCAUGCCUCUUUUCCACGCUUUUGGCAGCGCCAAUGGCAGAUCCAAUGGCUCCAUUCUCCUCAGCAGCCGCCACUGCGGCUCUUUUCUUCAGCGGAGCCUUGAUCAUGCGUGGUGCGGGUUGCACAAUUAAUGAUCUCUGGGAUAGAGACCUCGAUCCGCAAGUUCGGAGGACUCGGUUACGGCCAAUUGCACGUGGUGCAAUCACCCCAUUCCAGGGCAUCGUAUUUACUGGAUUCCAGCUGCUCGCCGGAUUGGCCGUCUUGGUCCAAUUCCCACUGCCGUGCCUUGCCUACGGCAUACCAAGCCUCGCCCUCGUCCUCACUUAUCCGUUGGCAAAGCGAGUUACCUAUUACCCCCAGGCUGUCCUAGGUUUGGCCUUCUCCUGGGGUGCAAUUAUGGGCUUCCCAGCACUUGGUAUCGAUCUGCUCUCAAAUUCAGCUGCGCUCAUAGCCGCAGCAUGUCUCUAUACAUCAAAUAUUGCAUGGGUUGUCCUAUACGACAUGAUAUAUGCUCACAUGGACAUUAAGGAUGAUAUAAAUGCGGGUAUCAAGAGCAUUGCUCUAAAGCAUGAACAUCAGACCAAGCAAGUUCUGACUGGACUGGCCAUCGCGCAAGUAGGCUUAUUGGGUGCUGCCGGAAUGGCUGCGGGAGCAGGUCCUAUCUUCUUCCUGGGCAGCUGUGGCGGAGCUCUCGUUACGCUGGGAAUCAUGAUCAGGCGGGUAAAUCUCAAAAGCGUCAAGAAUUGCUGGUGGUGGUUUGUGAAUGGCUGCUGGAUCACAGGGGGGGUCAUUAGUAUCGGUAUGGCUGCGGAUUAUGUAUCUCGCUCUCUUGAGCAGUCUAAGCCAAGGCCAGUGCCGGAAGAAAGACACCCUCAGGCCUAA
Trichoderma breve is the source of this 1053-nucleotide messenger RNA. RefSeq names its product ubiA prenyltransferase family domain-containing protein. Gene Ontology annotation, cellular component: mitochondrial inner membrane. NCBI's taxonomy places the organism in Eukaryota, Fungi, Ascomycota, Sordariomycetes, Hypocreales, Hypocreaceae. Gene Ontology annotation, biological process: ubiquinone biosynthetic process. Gene Ontology annotation, molecular function: 4-hydroxybenzoate polyprenyltransferase activity. The transcript is spliced from 2 exons. The record is from RefSeq and is a predicted model, not a curated record. Bases 1 to 1053 code for a protein of 350 amino acids.